AUGACAAUCUUAAACAAUGGCGAUUGGUUGAGAAUCCCACUGAUCCUGAAAGUCUUUGGCUUUGCUAUGGUAUCAAUCACCUUCUUCUACCUCGGCAAGCACUGGUCCGAUGGGUCCCAGCAGCUCCUCUUCUUCACCACAACGCGUCGAGCCCCUUCCACCGUCUCCCUCUCACCCAAUCAAAACAAGCCUUUCAAUCUCUCCUCCCUCAUCCCCCAAGCCCAAGCCCCACCGCCAUCGCCUCCUCCUCCUUCCCCGCCUCCUCCGCCGCCACCUGAUGUGAUCCAGAGAUUCGGAAUCGUCGACGAGAAUGGCACCAUGUCUGACGAGUUCGAGGUCGGGGAUUUCGAUCCCGAUGAGGUGGUGGAGAAUUGGGGGAGUGGGAACGGGUCGGUGGCUGAGAGCGAAGCGAGUGGCACCGGUACGAUUAGUGUUAAGAGGUUCGAGCUCUGCCCGAAGAGUAUGAGCGAGUACAUACCGUGUUUGGAUAAUGUGGACGCCAUUAAGAGGCUCAAAUCGACUAAGAAUGGCGAGAGAUUCGAGCGGCAUUGUCCAGAGCCCGCUCGGGGCUUGAAUUGCUUGGUUCCGCCUCCCAAGAAUUACAAGAGCCCAAUUCCAUGGCCUAAAAGCCGCGACGAGGUUUGGUUCAACAAUGUACCUCAUACUCGUCUAGUCGAAGAUAAAGGGGGUCAGAACUGGAUUACACGACAGAAGAACAAGUUUAAGUUUCCUGGAGGUGGUACACAGUUUAUACAUGGAGCAAAUGAAUACUUGGAUCAUAUUUCUAAGGUGGUCCCUGACAUCACCUUUGGUCAACAUAUCCGAGUUGUUUUGGAUGUUGGAUGUGGUGUUGCAAGUUUUGGUGCGUAUCUGCUGUCACGAAAUGUAGUUACCAUGUCAAUUGCACCUAAAGACGUCCAUGAGAACCAGAUUCAAUUUGCUCUUGAGCGUGGUGUUCCUGCAAUGAUAGCAGCAUUUGCAACUCACCGUUUGUUGUACCCAAGCCAGGCAUUUGACUUGAUACAUUGCUCACGAUGCAGGAUUAAUUGGACUCGUGAUGAUGGGAUAUUGCUGCUCGAGGUUAAUAGGAUGCUCAGGGCAGGUGGAUACUUUGUUUGGGCAGCACAGCCAGUUUAUAAGCAUGAAGAUGUUCUAGAGGAGCAGUGGCAAGAAAUGCUUAACCUCACCACACGCCUUUGCUGGGAGUUUGUGAAGAAGGAUGGCUAUAUUGCAAUAUGGAAAAAGCCUUUAAACAACAGCUGCUAUCUAAAUCGGGACCCAGGAACCAAACCUCCAUUGUGUGAUCCAAGUGAUGACCCAGACAAAGUUUGGUAUGUUGAUCUGAAGGCAUGCAUCACAAGACUCCCUGAAAAUGGUUAUGGAGCAAAUGUCACAAAAUGGCCAGACCGUUUGCAAACUCCCCCUGAUAGGCUUCAGAGCAUACAAUUUGAUGCCUAUAUAUCCAGAAAAGAGCUCUUCAGGGCAGAAUCUAGAUAUUGGCAUGAAAUAAUUGAAAGUUAUGUUCGUGUUUUACAUUGGAAGAAGAUUAGAUUAAGAAAUGCAAUGGACAUGAGAGCUGGCUUUGGAGGAUUUGCAGCUGCACUAAUUGAACAAAAUUUGAACUCUUGGGUUAUGAAUGUGGUUCCUGUUAGCGGCCCGAACACCUUACCAGUUAUAUAUGACCGUGGACUUAUUGGAGUUAUGCAUGACUGGUGUGAACCAUUUGAUACAUACCCACGAACCUAUGAUUUAUUGCAUGCAGCCGGCCUCUUCUCAAUUGAGAAAAAAAGAUGCAAUAUCUCGACAAUCAUGCUGGAGAUGGACCGAAUGCUAAGACCCGGUGGACGUGUAUACAUCCGUGACUCUCUUGCUGUCAUGGAUGAACUUCAAGCGAUCGGAAACGCCAUGGGUUGGCACAUCAAUUUGCGAGACACAUCUGAGGGGCCUCAUGCAAGUUAUAGACUCAUUAUUGCUGAUAAACGCCUCUUGACUAGUUGA
Messenger RNA from Prunus armeniaca (apricot), 1998 nucleotides. Lineage: Eukaryota; Viridiplantae; Streptophyta; Magnoliopsida; Rosales; Rosaceae. The record is from the annotation of a GenBank genome assembly.